Symbiodinium natans is the source of this 435-nucleotide messenger RNA. The record is from the annotation of a GenBank genome assembly. NCBI's taxonomy places the organism in Eukaryota, Dinophyceae, Suessiales, Symbiodiniaceae.
AUGUCAGACGCUCUUUCUCUGCACAAACUUCGGCUGUCGAUUGCAGCAGUGCUGACACAGGCCCUAUGGACCUCGAAUGAUGCCCUGCGCAGCAGCCAUCGAAAUCCCGCAGGACAAAACAGCUCACUUCAUUGCCUUCAUCGCUUUCAUCGCCUGAAACUCUCACGAGACCGCUGCGUCAACCAUGCUCAAGCAAGGCUCAAGCAAGCAGCGCAGACUCUGGAAAAGCAUAGGCGCGAGCCUUCAUCGCCUUCAUGGCCUGGCAUCACCACCAACCACGGGCACAAAGGCUCGAAUCCCUCAAAUGCCUUUACACCUCCUCCCUCACGAAUGGGUAGCAGCGUUGCACAAAGCAGCAGGCAAGCCUUCAUGGCCUUCAUCGCUUUCAUGGCUUUCAUAGCCUCGCGCACCACGGGCCGACACGCGAAACCCUAA